Harmonia axyridis is the source of this 3388-nucleotide messenger RNA. RefSeq names its product aryl hydrocarbon receptor (gene ss). The record is from RefSeq and is a predicted model, not a curated record. Lineage: Eukaryota; Metazoa; Arthropoda; Insecta; Coleoptera; Coccinellidae. Gene Ontology annotation, molecular function: protein dimerization activity; nuclear receptor activity; transcription cis-regulatory region binding. Gene Ontology annotation, cellular component: aryl hydrocarbon receptor complex; nucleus. Bases 246 to 2690 code for a protein of 814 amino acids. Gene Ontology annotation, biological process: regulation of transcription by RNA polymerase II. The transcript has 9 exons.
CCGCGUGAAGAGGAACAAUAGAACGAUUAUAAUAAAACUGUGUGUCGAAUCUGAAUCGAAAUUACGCGAGUGAUCCCGCAAAAUCCAAGUGAAACAUUUUUGACGCCACCACGGAAUUUUUAGGAUCCGCGCAAAGCCAAUGUGUAUCGGGUACUCUUGUGGCUCCAGGAGGUGUUGUAUCAUUCCCAGGUGAACCGGCAGGCGCCUUGGAGCCAGUUCUUGUGUCUGGUCCGGCGCCCCUUACCAUGAACCAGUUGGGCACCGUGUAUGCCACCAAAAGGCGCCGGCGGAAUGGGAAAAGUUUGAAACCAGCACCAAAGGACGGAGUAACCAAGAGCAAUCCAAGCAAAAGACACCGAGAAAGGUUGAACGCCGAAUUAGACAACUUGGCCAGUCUACUGCCUUUCGAACAGAACAUCCUCUCAAAACUGGACCGGCUUUCUAUUCUUCGUCUUUCAGUCAGUUAUUUACGCACCAAAAGUUAUUUCCAAGUGGUCAUGCACAAAGAAAAAGACGACGGAGGUGGCUUACAUCGGUCCAGAGAUCUCACUGCUUUCGAUCAUACACCAUUGGAUGGGGAAAUGUUUCUUCAGGCUCUAAAUGGGUUUCUGAUGAUUCUAACAUGUGAAGGUGAAGUUUUUUUUGCAACGCACAGUAUAGAAGGAUAUUUAGGAUUUCACCAGUCGGACAUAGUCCACCAAUCAGUAUACGAAUUAGUACAUUCUGAGGAUCGAGAGGAGCUCCAAAGGCAGCUUAUGUGGAAUUCCUUUCUUCCACCAGAAUCUGGAAAUAUGGGUCUUCAAGAUGUUUUGUUGCCAGAACAUUGCAAUUUAUUAGAAAGAAGUUUUACGGUGCGCUUCCGCUGUUUAUUAGAUAAUACUUCCGGUUUUUUGCGUUUAGACAUUAGAGGUAGAGUCAAAGUCCUCCAUGGUCAAAAUCGUAAAUUAGAAGAGCCACCUUUAGCCCUCUUCGCGAUUUGCACUCCAUUUGGACCGCCGUCGUUAUUAGAAAUUCCACAAAAAGAAGUCAUGUUCAAAAGUAAGCAUAAGUUGGAUCUCUCGCUGGUUUCGAUGGAUCAAAGGGGUAAAAUGUUACUAGGAUAUUCAGAUUCUGAACUCGCCAACAUGGGUGGCUACGAUUUGGUUCACUAUGAUGAUUUGGCCUAUGUGGCGAGUGCACACCAAGAACUUCUCAAGACAGGUGCUUCAGGAAUGAUCGCAUAUAGAAUCCAAACCAAAGAUAGACAAUGGCAAUGGCUCCAAACCAGCUCAAGACUUGUGUACAAAAAUUCUAAACCUGAUUUCGUGAUAAGCACACAUCGUCCUCUUAUGGAAGAAGAGGGCCGAGAUUUACUAGGAAAACGGACGAUGGACUUCAAGGUGAGCUACUUGGAUGCUGGUCUUCCAAACAACUACUUCACAGAAUCCGAUCAAAUAUUGAGCAGCGCAUCUAACGUGACUUCCCACAGUGUUCCCGUCGUUCCCUCAAGAGUGAACAAACGUUACAAAACGCAGCUCAGGGACUUUUUGUCCACUUGUCGGACGAAACGCAAACUUUCUCAUACCUCAAACGGCCAAGUGACCCCACCAUCGAACAACUCCGUUUCAACAGCGGUAGUGCCGCCAAUGCCUGCUGUUGAAUACAUCGCAUCAGAUGGUUGUUCGGCUGCUUACAACAUGUAUGCUUCCCCAUAUUCCACGCCAUCCUCGGAUCAUAGUCUGCCAUACAUGGGUCACACAAAUUUUCAGCACACUCUUUACCCUAGUCCAGCUGCCUUAGAAAACCGGUACCUUACAGCGACCGAUAACUUAUUUCAUCAAUAUAGACCGCUGAGCACUUACUAUCCAGAUUAUCACCACACCACAGCAUCAACCCCAUAUGUUGGAAACAGCUUCUUGGAUAUGUCGUCUAGAACAACAUCGGUUCCUACUUACGACCAUGCAUCAUCAGCUUCCUCUCACCACUCUUCUUACCGGACUACCGUUAUGCCAGUGGAUGAAAAGUUGUACCCUUGUCCUCAAGUGUUAGAUUCCACGUCAAACAAAUACCCUCCUUACAUGGACAGUUCUAGAGGAUAUGUAGUAGCUGGUUCUGCAAAAUGCCUGGACGUCAGUUGGCCUUAUUCAGUGAGUCCAUCGUCAGGGAUCAUUCAACCUGUACAGGUAGUUAGCACACAAUUGGAUUUAGCUCAAAAGCCAUGUGGAAAGCUCUCUAAACAUUCCUCCAUUGAUGGCAUAUCCCCAAACCACUCAUCUCCCCCUCUAUCGGCAGGUCUAAUAACUCCCAAAAUGGAAGAUGUUAAAACCGAUGGAUCUUUGCUUCAAACAGACAACUCUCAUCAUAUUGCAAUGAACCAAAACUCUGUAACUCCUCAACAUUUCUCGCCGAUCCUCACCAGUGUUUCAGAGGUUCCAAGGCAAACCGUUUUGAUGUGGGGUUCAAACCACAUAGCACCUGGGAAUAACCGAUCUCCAUCAACAAGCCAUGGAUAUUCAACACCACAACCCUCAGAUACUUGUGAUUCUUUAGCGAAUAUGACGGACAUUGGUAACACAGAUAUGUGUAAGUGGAACGGGGAAUCCAAUAAGACUGAUACAUCAAUGCAAAAUGUAGAACCUGAAAGUCCACAACAGCAUCAUUCGAACCACCACAAUAACCAUCACAAUAAUAGGGUGGUUAUGGUUCUAUGAUGAAUAGUAUACAUACAAAUUGUAAAUAUGUCAUUGAUAAUAUCAAAGAGCGUGCAAAUACUUCUAUUCGACACAUGUUACCUUUUCCAGAAAGAAAUGUAAAAAACUUGUUUUUUCUGUAAAAAAUAUUGGCCUUUGUCGUAUCAGAAUCAGAUUUUCUUGUCUGUAUAUCAUGAAGGUUGUCGAAGAAGAGUAAGUUUUAUUCUUAACUUUUGGUAUAAGAAGAUUAAAGCCUAUAUCACAUGAAUUUACCGAAACAUAUCUUCCUGCAAAUGUAUUUUGUUGUCGUUGUCUUCGAAUUUAGAAUUUCCAAUUGUAUUUAGAGAUACUGAGAUAUUUGUAAACAAAGAAUAAAAUUCGUUUUUACUCAAUUAGAAGGGUAACUUAUAAGAGUGAAACUGAAGCAUCAUUCCAUUUCUUGUUUCUUUUACAGUGAACCUAUGCUAGUCAUUGAAAUGUUUAUUUAUAUAAUAAUAUAUUGUUAUACGAAAUGAGUCGCAGUAGUAGAUCAAACUGGUAGUUCAAAUUUUCGAUUUUUCAUACGAAUAUUAAUGUCUGAUGUUCUUAUUUUGCCGAAUGUAAAAAAAAUUCAGUUUUGAAAUAUUGUACAAUAAAGAUUUAAUAUAAAUAUUCUAUUAGCUGAAUGUACUGUGUAUGAAAAAUAUAUGAAAUAUUUAAAUAAAUGAAAAGUUAUAUUA